This is a messenger RNA of Cooperia oncophora, 545 nucleotides long. The record is from the annotation of a GenBank genome assembly. NCBI's taxonomy places the organism in Eukaryota, Metazoa, Nematoda, Chromadorea, Rhabditida, Trichostrongylidae.
UGCAAAUUUGCGUAAGUGUCGUCGAGGCGCAUGGUCUGGAUACGGUAGGCAUCUACCGUAUACCUGGUAACACGGCAGCGGUGAAUGCACUCAAGGAGAUGUUUAGCCAUGGUCUGGACACGAUGACGUUAGAAAACCUGGACCUGAGCGAUCCACGAUGGCGCGACGUGAACGUGGUGUCGAGUUUCCUGAAGAUGUUCCUACGAAAGUUACCAGAACCCCUCCUUACCGACAAACUCUAUCCAUUCUUCAUUGAUGCGAAUCGGAUAGCGAACCACCAUAAUCGCCUGCAUAAACUGAGGAAUUUAUUACGAAAACUACCGCGACAUCAUUACGCUACGUUACGGUAUCUGAUCUAUCAUCUGGCUGAAAUUACGAAGAAUAGUGAAGUGAAUAAGAUGGAGACCCGAAAUUUGGCGCUAAUGUUCGGUCCAUCGAUAGUACGGCCGUCAGAUGACAACAUGGCGACAAUGGUGACACAUAUGAGUGAUCAGUGCAAGAUUAUUGAAACGUUUAUACACUAUGUAAGUGACGUCAUGGAAUAA